UCAGGUGAGAGAGUGAGAGACUGAGUGAGUGGUAGUGAGAGAGGCAGGAGCAGGUCAAUGAUGACCACACCUGUUUACACCAACAUACUUACACCGUUUCAUCCCCGACACGCCUGGAGGAGGUGGAGAUGUGAGGACUGCGCCGGAGAGCUGUAGUUCGGUUUGAGCGCCGUGUUGUUCGGUUGUCUCUCGGGACUCGUCGCCAUCACUAACUCAGUGUGUUCGGCAGGUAACUCGAUAUCCACCUCGCUCUGUGAACACGAGCUUCGUUUACAGGGCUGAGGGCUGUAGGAGCUAUGCUGUCAGCAGAGGAGAUAUUAUGCAGCACUCGGCAGGUGAUCGCAGGGCUGGAGGCUCUGCGGGCAGAGAAUCGCACGCUGCUGGACAGCCUGCAGGAACAGCUACAGAGCCGGCCGGCAAGUGAGAGCGGCAGCUUGGAGCAGGAGAAGACUGGUAUCGUCUUACAGUCUCUGGAGAAGAUCGAGCUGGGCCUGGGUGAGGCACAGAUGAUGAUGGCUCUCUCAGCACACCUGGGCUCACUGGAGGCGGAGAAGCAGAAGCUGCGUGCUCAGGUACGGCGGCUUUGCCAGGAGAACCAGUGGCUGCGGGAUGAGCUGUCUGCGGCCCAGCAGAAGCUGCAGGAGAGAGAACAGGAAGUGGUUACACUGGAGGAGCAAAAUAAACACCUACAGUUUAUGAGCAGUAUCCGCAAGUACGACCAGGACGAGCCACCAGUGGAGGACAAAGACAACUCCUCAGCCAAGGAGUCCCUCGAUGAUCUCUUUCCUACUGAUGAAGAGGAGCAAACACAAAUGUCUCAGCCCCACAGCAGUGGUGUCGCUGCAGCCCAGCAGGGAGGCUAUGAGAUCCCUGCCAGGCUAAGAACGCUCCACAACCUGGUGAUCCAGUACGCCUCUCAGGGCCGCUAUGAGGUGGCUGUGCCUCUCUGCAAGCAAGCUCUGGAGGACCUGGAGAAAUCUUCUGGACAUACCCACCCAGACGUAGCCACCAUGCUCAACAUCUUGGCACUAGUAUACAGGGACCAGAACAAAUACAAAGAAGCUGCCAGCCUCCUGAAUGAUGCACUGGCAAUACGUGAGAAGACACUUGGCAUGGACCACCCUGCAGUGGCAGCUACUCUCAAUAACCUGGCUGUACUCUAUGGCAAAAGAGGGAAGUACAAAGAGGCAGAGCCCCUUUGCAAGAGAGCACUGGAGAUCAGGGAAAAGGUGCUGGGGACUGACCACCCUGAUGUGGCCAAGCAGCUCAAUAACCUGGCUCUGCUGUGCCAGAACCAGGGCAAAUAUCAAGAGGUGGAGGAGUACUAUGAGAGAGCGCUGCACAUUUACCAGAGUCGGCUGGGUCCAGAUGACGCCAAUGUGGCCAAAACCAAAAAUAACCUGGCCUCUUGCUACCUCAAGCAGGGGAAGUACAGACAAGCUGAAGCUCUGUAUAAAGAGAUCUUGACUCGUGCUCAUGAGAAGGAGUUUGGAUCAGUGGAAGGAGAUGGACGGCCAGUUUGGGUACACACUGACGAGGGGAGCUCUAGACAAGACAGUCUCGGUAGUCUCAAGCGCAGUGGAUCUUUCACAAAGCUUCGGGAGUCCAUAAGGCGGAGCAGCGAGAAGCUGGUUAGGAAGCUGAAAGGGGUCGGAACACCAGAAACGGCCCCUCGCGCUCCUGGAAUGAAAAGGGCCAAUUCCCUCAAUGUGUUGAAUGUGGGAGUGAGGGAGAGUCAAGAGACUGCAAAGAAUCUUAACAGGCUGACAGAUAGUCGCACUCUCAGUUCCAGCACACAGAGUCUGGCCCGACGCAGCUCUUUAAGUGGAGAGGGUUAACCUUGCCUACCAGUUUUCCCUGCACUGCAUAAAUGCUCCUGGUCCAG
This is a messenger RNA of Colossoma macropomum (tambaqui), 1885 nucleotides long. It is a transcript of the gene klc3, whose product is annotated as kinesin light chain 3. Gene Ontology annotation, biological process: axo-dendritic transport. The transcript is spliced from 13 exons. Gene Ontology annotation, molecular function: kinesin binding. Lineage: Eukaryota; Metazoa; Chordata; Actinopteri; Characiformes; Serrasalmidae. The coding region runs from base 297 to 1838 and encodes 513 amino acids. The record is from RefSeq and is a predicted model, not a curated record. Gene Ontology annotation, cellular component: kinesin complex; membrane-bounded organelle; cytoplasm.